UGUCUGGGGCCUGGGCCCGAGGCCUCACAUUCCGCCCAGUCCUCCUAUCCGUCCGCUGGAGCCGCCUCCUCCUCCGCGCCGCACGCAGGUCUCCCUUUGACUCGGAGCCCCUCUCCCCAACGUGGGCUUUCAAAGAUGGGUGAAUAUAAUGAGAAGAAGGAGACAUGUGGUACCAUCUGCCUGAAAUACCUGCUUUUCACUUUCAACUGCUGCUUCUGGCUGACUGGCCUGUCCGUCAUGGCUGUGGGCAUCUGGACGCUGGCCCUCAAGAGUGACUACAUCAGCCUCCUGGCUUCCAACACUUACCUGGCCACAGCCUACAUCCUGCUGGUGGCUGGGGCUGUGGUCAUGGUGACAGGUAUCCUGGGGUGCUGUGCCACCUUCAAAGAGAGACGGAAUCUGCUUCGGCUGUACUUCUUCCUCCUGCUCCUCAUCUUCCUGCUUGAGGUCAUCGCGGGCAUCCUGGCUUACAUCUACUACCAGCAGCUGAGCGCAGAGCUGAAGGAUACCCUCAAAGAUACCAUGGUCCAGAAAUACCACCAGCCCGGCCACGAAGGGGUGACCGUGGCUGUGGACAAGCUGCAGCAGAAGUUCCAUUGCUGUGGGAGCAACAAUUCCAGGGACUGGCAGGAGAGUGUGUGGAUUCGGUCCGGGGAGGCGGAGGGCCGGAAGUUUCCCGACAGCUGCUGUAAGACCAUUGUGGAAGGCUGCGGUCAGCGGGACCACGCGUCCAACAUCUACAAAGUGGAAGGCGGCUGUAUCACCAAACUGGAGAAGUUCAUCCAGGAGCACCUGAGCAUCAUCGGGGCCAUGGGCCUGGGCAUUGCUGGUGUGCAGAUCUUCGGAAUGAUUUUCACCUGCUGUCUGUACAAAAGCUUGAAGCUGGAACACUACUAGGUCCCUCUGGGGCCAGGGGCACCGUCCCGCCUGCCUUCACGCUAACUUAUUGCCACCUUUCUUUAUCACUUUAUACUCAAGCCGUGUGUAAAUCUACUGACUGCGGGGUGGGGGGCAGCAGGGAGCCACAGCCCUGCCUGCCUCUGCCCCGACCUGCCGAUAACCCUGCACCCAUUUUACAGAUGGGUGUCCCCUGGGCAGCUGGGCUGGGAUGUGACCUCCAACGGUGGGGGGUGGCCCCCGCUCCUUCUGAUGCACUGGAGACCCAACCCCGCCUCAGUGGAGAAGAGGCUGGGGGACAGAGCUGGGUCCCCUGAUUUAGGGCAGGGGAACUGAGCUCCUCACCUCAGCCCUGGGACUCCAGGGGUGGACUCAAGUGCCUUUAGACAGGGCCCAGUUAGACUGUGCCUUGGCAGGGGAGGAAGGUCUGUGUCCCGGUCCCCUGCCCUGGGGGAGGCCAGUGUGUCCUCCUUGUUGGGGGUGGUGGGUCCCGAGGGUCCCUGGAAUCCUGAGGCUUGGCCAGGCUCCCACAGGGUUGGUUAGAUGGACUGCUGGGGGUGGGAGGGUUUGGACUGUGGAGAUGGCCACGGAGAUGCCUUCCAGCUCUGUGACUGUGGAGUAAAGCCCUGUCCUGGCCAUC
Molecule: messenger RNA, 1537 nt
Organism: Vombatus ursinus (common wombat)
Lineage: Eukaryota; Metazoa; Chordata; Mammalia; Diprotodontia; Vombatidae
Gene: CD151
Product: CD151 molecule (Raph blood group)
Exons: 8
Coding region: 136-897 (253 amino acids)
Cellular component (GO): membrane
Source: RefSeq, a predicted model, not a curated record